CACGUUUCACCUCCUCUUCCUCCGGAUCGACUCCUCACCGUCAUGGAUUCUGCUCGGACACCUGCGCUCCUCUCCACCGGAUAAACUUUUCCGCUUUACGCUCGUAUCAUGGGAAUAUACCGUGGAUCUGUACAGCCUUGAUGGAAACCAUGUCACCGCAGCAGGGGACCAUGGGACAGAACAGGUCCGACUCUCUGACGGGAGACAGCAAGGCGCUUCCCGACAACAAAAAGAAGAUGAAGACUUUGGCCCAGAGACGACAGUCGGCUCCAUCGCUGGUCAUCAGCAAAGCACUUACCAGGUCGAGAAGCACGUCCAGGGAAAGCUGCCUGACGCCAGUCAGCCCGGAGUCGUGUCCCCUUGUCCAGGCCUUCCUGGCCGAGUGUCCGGGCCGCCUGUUCCUGGGUCACGCCCAGACACAGCUAAAGACGGGCCUGCAGACCCAGGAGAGACACCUCUUCCUCUUCACCGACACUCUGCUCGUCGCCAAGACCAAGUCUCCAACUCAUUUCAAAGUGAAGGCUCAAGUCCGAGUUUGUGAGAUGUGGACGGCGAACUGUAUGGAUGAAGUGUGUGAAGGAAGCACAAACCUAGAGAGGAGCUUCGUUAUGGGAUGGCCCACCUGCAACUAUGUGGCCACCUUCAGCUCCGAAGAGCACAAGGAUAAGUGGUUGGCGCUCGUCAACAGCCGGAUAAAUGAGGGAAAAGAGAAGGAUGACCCCAAGACUAUCCCUCUGAAGAUAUUUGCCAAGGAUAUUGGAAAUUGUGCUUAUGCCAAGACACUCGCGGUCAGCAACACUGACAGCACCACUGACGUCAUCCGCAUGGCUCUACUGCAGUUUGGCAUAUCAGGUUGCGUUAAAGACCACCGGUUAUGGGUGAGCUCCAGUAAGGACGACCCUCCGUACCCUCUCAUUGGCCACGAGUUUCCCUUCAGCAUUAAGAUGAGCCACAUUCGGGAUGGUGGGAGUAACGGUGGAGGACUGGGAGCAGGAGGAGUGAUAGGAAGGGAUCCGCUCAGUCCUACAGACUGUCCAGAGGUUCGGCUGCUGGAUCAGUGUCUCCCUCCGGACACCCAGUGCCAGUUUAUCCUCAAACCCAACAAGAUUGUCCCUGGACACACUCAACUUAUAGAGCCUGGUCAGCAGAAGUCCUUCAAGAGAAAGAGGUCUCUGAUCAACUGGCCUUUCUGGAGAGGCUCCAGCACACAGCUGGACGGCCUGCCGCUGUCCCCGUCCAUGCUGGCCCCCCCUCCGGGACGCCUGUUCGGUCGACCCCUGAGCUCCGUCUGCCCUCCGGACGGCGGCCUACCCAAGCCUGUCAUGGACAUGCUGGUGUUUCUGUACCUGGAGGGUCCGUACACUCGAGGCGUCUUCAGGCGGUCGGCUGGAGCCAAGGCCUGCCGGGAGCUUCGAGACAGACUGGACAGCGGAACAGAAGACCCAGAGAUCUCACACCAGUCUGUGUUCGUCAUCGCUGCCGUCCUCAAGGAUUUCCUGAGAAACAUCCCGGGCAGCGUCCUGUGUGUGGAUCUGUAUGAGCAGUGGAUGGAUGUGAUGGAGGCUGAAGCAGGGGAGGAGAGGAUGCUGAGUGUCCAGAGGUUGCUGCACCUUCUGCCGGCCGAGAAUCUGCUUCUGCUCCGUCACGUCGUCGCCGUGCUGCACUGCAUCCAAGGAAACGCCCACGACAACCAGAUGAACGCCUUCAACCUAUCCGUUUGCAUUGCUCCCAGCAUGCUUUGGGCUCCGGCGCCGAGCAGCCCAGAGAUAGAGGGGGAGGCCACGAAAAAGGUGUGUGAGUUGGUUCGCUUCCUCAUUGAGAACUGCAGCAGCGUCCUGGGAGACGUCGCCUCGCUGUUCAGAGCCUUCAGCCAGAAGAGCAGCAGCAGCGACCACGGAUCAGAUGUGUCGUCCUUCCAGAUGAACGACUCGUCCUACGACAGUCUGGAAAACGAGUUGAACGACGACCCCGAGUCUCCCUAUCAGGAGCAACUGCCUCUUCGGGACAAAGACAAGCCGGACAGUCGCAGCCGAGACUCCGUCAUCACCCUCAGCGACGGUGACCCUGAUCCCGACCUGGAGACUGACCUCCUGCUGCAGCUCCCCCCUCUGGCCAGGCCCAGGAGGUUCAGUCCGGCGGUCCGACAGUCUCGAACUCGCCAGGCCAACGGAUCAUCGCAGGGUCCCAGAAGGCUGAGGAGGAGCUCGGAGCCCGCCUUAGCCUUAGCGAGCACGCCGCCUUCGAACACAGUGACGGUUCAUGCUGAUAACCACCAUCUGCCUGUGAGGAAGGCAAGCUACGACGCUGCCAUGGAGGGGGAAGGCAAGGAGGACGAGGUGUUUCUGGAGCAGGGCCUCAAUGGGUUGCAGCUGAAGGAGGAGAGAGCUGAUGGGUGCGAGAAGAGAGGAACCAAAACCCAGAACGGUGAGCGGAGGAAGAUGAAGCAUGCCCCUCCACCGCCUCUGCGACUGGACGCCAGCUGUUCCAGUCUGUCGUCACCGGCAACCUCACCAACAGGCUCCUCCCUCAGCUCGUUAGACUCCGCCUUCUCGCAGUACUCCACUGACUAUGCCACCAACGGGGCAGCACCACUGACUGAAGCUGCUCCUCUUUCCCCUCUGUUUCCUGGACGGCCCCAGCAGUCACCCAGAGACUCCCCCCCUCAGAGGGAAGCGCUGCCUCAUUGGCCCACCCAGUCUGCUCGGACCAGCCAAACCCCUUCCCAUUCACACGGACUCCACCCGAACACGUGGCUCAAGAAGGACCGGUGCUUGUCGCUGAGGCAGGCUGAUGGUGGGCACACAGAGACGGACUCGCCUGUGGUAAACGGGAAAUCAUACCCAACCAGUAAUGGCUACUCUGUUGCUGCCCAGGAAGCCGUGAUGACGAAUCAGAACUGCCAGCGGAGGUCCAGCAGCCCUCCGUCCUACCAGCAGGCCCUACUGCAGCUGCAGCGCAACCGUUCGCCUUUUUAUAGGGGUACAGAGAAACCUCUGACAGUCAGAGAGCUGAGGCAGCUCCACGACCAGACCUGCACCUACAGAUCCUCUCCAAACAACCCCAAACCACAAACUGAUGCCACACAGAGACUGACUGGGGGUGAGUGUGUUCAGCCCCCACAGGGUGUUUUCUACGGACAAAGUGCCACCACUCUUGUAAUCCAGAGGCAAAAGUCCCACUCGCUAACUCCAGCCAUGGAGGGCCACAAAGGCAGGAGGACUCUUCCCCGCCGAGCGUCUGAACCUGCCAAGGUCACUGCUAACCCCCCCACCAGCCUCACCUUGGGCAGACCUCGUGUUUCUAAAGCCCAAGAUGACGGCUUACGAGUAUCUGACGUGGAGCCCAACCACGGCAAGCCACACUACUGCCUUUCUCCCUCCGCCACUCGCACCGUAAGGGACUACUUUUCCUCGCAGGGUCAGGAGGAUGCGGAUGCCUGCCUGCGGAGGAGUCAGGAGGUGGCGUUGGCGAUCGUGCAGGGAAAGAAGGAAUGGCAGAGCCGGCGAUGCAGCGAUCCACGACUGGAGGACUUUGAACAGCUGUUUUUUGCAGAAGAGUCAUACGUGUAAAUAAGAACUUUGUACAGACCACCUGUAAAUGGGAGAUUUAUCUGCUAUGUUCACUUGUAACCAACUUGUCUUCAUUAUUGAUGUGAUCAUAUUCUUCCAUAUACAGUUUUAUCCUGUUGUAGAUUACUGUAAUGGUACUUCCAAGGUUUAAUUUUAAAAGGUACAGAUGUACCUCCUGGUUCAGUGGUUCAACUCUUUAUAAUCUACAUAUUGAGACAGAUAUUUGUCAGAAUUAAAAGUUGAGUAGUGCUAUCAUGUAUCUGACAUUGACAUUGCCUUGCAGUAAAGCAGCUGGGGUCCUCAAAUUGUUUACAAAGCAGCGAUGCCGUUCCAGUAAAUUCAAGACAAAGAAGUUAAGAAACAAAUUACUUGGACAUUUGAAUCCAUAAACAGUCAUUGAAGCUGCUGUCAAAAUGGGUCAGUGUUACAAGUCUUGUGCCAAAAUCUGGUUUCCUCCAAAAAUCUGUUAUCCUUUUUGCCGUGUCCUUGUUUUGCCUCCGGGAUGCAUUGUUGCUUUUUCAGCGCGUGAUGAAAUCCUGAAGGAAGUUUGCUACAUAUGAACAUGAAAGGACAAAGAAGCAUUUGUUUCUUGUCCUUGUAAAGCUUGCAAAAUGUUUAAAAAUACAUUUUUGCAGUUCCCAAAGCUGAAUAAAGACUUGUCGGGAAGUCAAGGCCAAGGCAUUCUAGUCAUGUACAGAAAAAAAAUGCACCAACAUCACAUUUUGAGUGCAGCCAAGGCAAAAAAGGUCCAUAUAAUGUUUAUUAAUCUCCCUCUCUGCAACAGUAAUAACAAUACGGCCACGAUGACGCCUAUGACUUUGUGCAGAUACUAUGAAAUGCAUUAAUCUUUUCCUGCAGCACAUGAUGUUUGCUGAAGUGCCAGAGGAGGGACUUUUAAGGACAGACGCUCAUGCUGUACAUACGUAUUCCUUAAACAACAUCUUAGAUCGUCUUAGCAGCAUUUGUACCUUUUAUGACCAAUUGCAUCUAUAAAAUGAACUAUUCCUUUUCUAGACAGUGUUUUUUUCUGUCUGAAUCAGUGAAUCAAUGGUAUUUAUUCAUAUAAGCUGCGUUUCCAGACACACAGCACGCAGUGUUGUCCUCCACACCUCUGGUUUAUAUCUCUGCGACCUGGGAGGUAAGGGAGGCUGGACGAAGAUGAAAAUCUGUCUGUAUGUGUGUUUCUGUGUUUUAUUUUGGUGAGGAAAAAAGUGUUGUUGAAUUUGAGGUAGUCACUGACAUCGUGUCAAAAAUGUGAGUCAAAACGUGAGAAAACCUGUGCCACUGAGGGAGAAAUCCCUUUUAUUGUUGCUUUUAUAGCACUUCAUUAUUCUCAUUAAGAAAGUCUCACAACGGCACAGCUUGUGUGUGUGUGUGUGUGUGUGUGUGUGUGUGUGUGUGUGUGUGUGUGUGUGUGUGUGUGUGAGGGUGUGUGUUGAGUUAAAUGCACAAUUUUAAAAACAGUUUUUCUAGCUGUUGUAUGUUUUGUCCAUAAUAAUAUGAUCUCUUUAUUCCAGUGCUGCUUGUUAUUGCAGUUCUUAGGUGACACUUUACAAGAAAAUAGCCUUAUUUCACUGUUUAUUAAUCUAAUGAAAAGCAUGUAAACCCACAGAGUGUAAGAACAGUUUUAAUGAGCAUUAAACAGUGUUAUUACUACCAUAACUCUUUAACGGUGGAAUAAGGCCAUUGUCUUGACAAGUGUUGCUUUUUUUAAUGGUCUCAAAAAGUACUUUAUCCUGUAUUCUUAAUAUUCUAAUUUUUCUCUUCAUUACAGUGAAUUGUGCUCAACCUGUAUAGUUCUGCAUAUUUAUGAUACAGAUAUAUAUAUAAAUAAAUAUAUUAUCUUGUUACUUUGGUAUGUUGUGUUGUAUGAAAAAAAUCAAAUGUGUAUUUUUGUACAUGCCAAUUCUGCUGCUGCUGUCUCUAUAGAAAAUAUAUUUGCUACAAAACGCACCAUUUGUAUAUUGUGUACAUCUGAUGUCCAACACUCACGAGAACAAAAUAUCAUUGAUUUUAAUAAAUGUUGCUCUUGUGAAACUAC
Amphiprion ocellaris (clown anemonefish) is the source of this 5610-nucleotide messenger RNA. RefSeq names its product Rho GTPase activating protein 20 (gene arhgap20). Gene Ontology annotation, molecular function: GTPase activator activity. The coding region runs from base 141 to 3569 and encodes 1142 amino acids. Lineage: Eukaryota; Metazoa; Chordata; Actinopteri; Pomacentridae. The record is from RefSeq and is a predicted model, not a curated record. The transcript has 15 exons. Gene Ontology annotation, biological process: signal transduction; regulation of Rho protein signal transduction.